Molecule: messenger RNA, 780 nt
Organism: Rotaria sp. Silwood1
Lineage: Eukaryota; Metazoa; Rotifera; Eurotatoria; Philodinida; Philodinidae
Source: the annotation of a GenBank genome assembly
AUGUUCAAUGCGACGACCAGUCAACAAUCGUGCAAUAUUAUCAAUGACAACAAGAAUAGCUUUAGUAAAUUAUUGUUUUAUCCUGGUAUUGCAGUUAUUGUGGAUAAUCGUGCAGAUUUAAGCAUACCAUCACGAGUACUUAACGUUCUCAUACACAUUCCAAAUACAUGGCCAAUACAAAUUAUUCAUGGUACAUCAAAUUAUCAAUAUUUAACUGAAUGUGAAGAUUUAAAACCAUAUAUUGAAAAUGGACGAAUAAUUUUAACAAAAUUAUUUAAUGAACAAUUAUUUACAUCACCAAAUAGACUUUUUACAAAUAUCAAGUUUUAUGAACAAAUUAUAGGCGAAAAAAUUCUUUUUUUUCAACUAGAUUCAUUAUUUUGUUCAAAUUCACCCCAUAAAUUAACAGAUUAUCUCCAAUAUGAUUAUAUAGGUGCACCAUGGCGUAUGACUUCAGAACGUGGUGUGGUCGGUAAUAGUGGCUUUAGUUUGCGUACACGAUCAAAAACAAUUGAGCUCUUAACAAAACAUCCAUAUAAUUUUUAUAAAAAUGAAGACGAAUGGUUUGGUUUACAUUUUCAUUUAGUUAAUGCUAAUAUAGCGUCUGCACAAGUAGCUGCAACAUUUUCAGUUGAAACACAAUAUUAUCCAAAACCACUGGGAGUUCAUAUGCCUGGAAAUUAUCUGAAUAUGACAGAUUAUAUGAAUUUGUGUAAACAAUGUCCAGAAGUUCGAAUGAUUUGGCCUUAUUGUCAAAAUAAAGCCUCACUAGCUAAGUGA